CUCGGUGAAAGUGCAUUAUCUGCUUUGUAUUUUACGGCGUUUAUUUAUAAUUCUGCGAUUAAUGCGAUACAUUUGCCGAAAUGAUGCAAGUUACAGCAAGAGACCUUUUUAGAAGUCUUUUGGAAGAGCAACCAAGUGGUAAACCAAAAAUAGACAGACACAUUUUCGCCACCGAGGUCAUGCUCCACUUCGAGGAAGGCACAUUGAGUAAUGCAAUUGUAAAAGAAAAAGUAAGUAUGGCACAAAGAAAUGGUGCCAGAAGAUUGGAAGAAGGGACUUAUCAUAAAGCUCGCAAAGAAAGGAGACCUGACAAGUUGCGGCAACUGGAGAGGGAUCACAUUGAUAUCAGUUGUAGCAAAGGUUAUGGGCAGAGUGAUAAUUAAAAGGAUUGCACGAGGAGUUGACAAGAAACUGAGAAGCGAGCAAGCAGCUUUUCGCAGAGGAAAAAGCACAACACAGCAGAUAUUUGUCCUGAGAAACAUUGUAGAGCAGGCAAUGGAAUGGAAUGCCAACAUAUACACUUCUUGUUAACAUGGGCCAAUUUCCUCUAAAAAUUGCACAUUUUAGGGAGUUUUGAUCAAUUUCAACGAAAUUAGAAUUAAAAACACCGAGAGACAAGGGGAAAAUAUCCAUCUUUG
This is a messenger RNA of Anneissia japonica, 638 nucleotides long. RefSeq lists its product as uncharacterized. The record is from RefSeq and is a predicted model, not a curated record. Bases 81 to 383 code for a protein of 100 amino acids. Lineage: Eukaryota; Metazoa; Echinodermata; Crinoidea; Comatulida; Comatulidae. The transcript is spliced from 3 exons.